AUGUCUGAUACUAAAAAAGAACUCGUUCAGGAUUUAUACGAUGCUGCGCUUCUAACAUCGGGUGUCGUAGGAAUUUCGUAUGCGGCGAAAACAAUUGCGGGGAAAAGUUUAGGUGCACCGAUGACGCUGGAAGGAGCGAUGAAACUCGGUGUGGCCGUGGCGGGAAGUUCCGUUGCCGUGGCCUAUCUCAAAGACAAGGGUUACGUUCCAAAAACAAUCGGUCAAUAAUAAACAAUGACAACCAAUUUAGUAGUCGGUGGAUUAUUCAAUGCGGUCGCCUUUGCAGGCGCGGGAUUUUUAUUUUCCCAUUUGAAUCAAAACGGGUACAAGGAAGAAGUGAAAAGACAUAAUCAUGCGCUGGAAGAAUUAGCCGCGGCAAAAGAAAAAUUUUACGAAUCCGAAGUGAAAAGACGGAACGAAGAAAUACGACGACGGCAGGAAAUCUUAGAUGCGAAUCAUGAUAUCGAAGAGACGAAUAAAGCGUUGGAUGCAUUACGAAAUUAUAAUCGACGACAGGAUUUAAAUGCAUUGGAUCGUAAACCGAAAUUCGAAGAUUAUUAUCAACCGUUGGACGAAAUGCAAAAAUAUAUGUACAUGACGAUGGGAGUCGUCGGACUCGGUAGCGGAUACGUAUUGACACAAAUUUUCUAA
Messenger RNA from Paramuricea clavata, 651 nucleotides. The record is from the annotation of a GenBank genome assembly. NCBI's taxonomy places the organism in Eukaryota, Metazoa, Cnidaria, Anthozoa, Malacalcyonacea, Plexauridae.